Messenger RNA from Hermetia illucens (black soldier fly), 4897 nucleotides. RefSeq names its product protein xmas-2 (gene xmas). Lineage: Eukaryota; Metazoa; Arthropoda; Insecta; Diptera; Stratiomyidae. The transcript has 3 exons. Gene Ontology annotation, molecular function: nucleic acid binding. Gene Ontology annotation, cellular component: cytoplasm; nucleus; transcription export complex 2. Gene Ontology annotation, biological process: mRNA export from nucleus. The coding region runs from base 270 to 4712 and encodes 1480 amino acids. The record is from RefSeq and is a predicted model, not a curated record.
CGUCAGGAUGACGUCAGGUAAAGCCGCAUUUUGACAGUGUAAUCAGAAUUUUAUCUUAAUUUCCCUUUGCCGGCAAAAGGAAAUUAAUUUGACGUUUGAGGUUAGAUGUGUUCCUAAGCAUAAAACUUCAAACUAGUAAACUGGCAUUUAGGCCGAAAAUUCAUUAUUUUGAUUGUAAAUAUUAUUAAAAGCGUUCUAUACACCUAGCCUUUGGUCAAUAUCUUGGAACACAUCACAAAUUCUACAAAGAUUUCCGAAACUGGCGUAAAAUGUCUGAAGAAGACGAUUAUGGAGCUGCCGAGGAUAACAUAAAUUACAAAUCAAUAACCUGUGAAAACAUCCCAGAUAUAUUCCUCGACAAACUUGUUGCCAAGAAGCACUUCGGGCGGUUCGGGAAGAUCAAGCGCUUUAUCCUGCGCCCCAAGCGAUUCUCCUGCACCGUCGAGUAUGAAUCCGCAAAUGAUGCAGAGGAUGCGAUUUCCAAUGCCGGUGAAUACUACGGGAAACAAUUCAUUGUUAAAUACACGCCAAAUGAGGUAGUCCAUGCGAGGAACACCGAGGAGUGGGUGGAUCCCGACGUCCAGGCCGAAUUGGACGCUAUGCGCCCUCAAAUGCGCUUGGGUCCACCUUCAAAUGUGAAGCCAGCUGGGGCAGCUAAACUUCCCAAGCCUAUUUUGAAAGCCAAAGCCCUUGGUAGUGAAAACCUUGUUAAAAUGGUAGACAGUGGAGUGAAGAACGAAUUGGAGGCGAUCUUGAGGCGCCAAGCUUCUGAUAAUGAGGACAAAUUGAGGAUUCUAGACGCCCGUGAUAAACUUAUUCGGCUGACUACCGUUCGAACUACGGAUAUCAAGCGAGCGGAGAGUAUCAAAGGCUUCUGUCCGGAUAUGUGUCCAGAGAAGGAGCGUUUGCUUCGUGAAAACCGCAACCAAAUUGCUACUUUCGAGCAGGAUGAGACUAACAGAAGCCGCAUGGACCACAAGCUCGCCAUCAAAGAGUACUCCCGGAGUAGUGCUGACCAGGAGACGCCACUCCCUCACGAGCUGCGUCCCGAGUCCGUGUUGAAACUGACCAUGACAUAUUUAAUGCACAAAGUAAUGGAUCUUUGUGAUUCGGACGACGUUAAUGUAGCAGAUUGGUACCACUUCAUCUGGGAUCGAACUCGGAGCAUUCGCAAGGACAUCACCCAGCAGGAAUUAUGCAGCCCUACGACCGUCACUUUGGUGGAGCAGUGCGCCAGGUUCCAUAUCCACUGCGCCGCUCGUUUGGUCGCAGAAGAAUCCUCCGUUUUCGACCAAAAGAUCAACACAGAGAACCUGACAAAGUGCCUGCAAACUUUGAAGUACAUGUACCAUGACCUGAGGCUGCAGAACAAAAAAUGCCCAAACGAAGCCGAGUUCCGAACGUACGUGAUUCUGCUCAACUUGAACGAUUCGAACUUCCUUUGGGAGGUGAAGCAACUCCCGGAGGAAAUACAGAAUUCAAAGCCUGUUCGAUUCGCACUAGCUACGUAUUUGGCGAUGGAGAGCAACAACUACGUCCGAUUCUUCAAGUUGGUGCGUGAGGCGACGUACAUGAACGCCUGCAUCCUUUUGCGUUACUUUACCCAAGUUCGCAUCCAGGCCAUUCGCGCGAUUAUGAUCGCAUAUAAAUGGCCGAUGCAUGUUGUUGCUAUCCCAGUCACCUAUUUCCGUGAUAUUCUAGCGUUCGAGUCCACUGAGGCCGCUCGAAUGUUCUUCGAAUAUCACGGCCUGGACUGUGAAGGCGACAAAGUCAAUCUCGACAAGAAAGCCUUCUACAUGCCGGAGAUGCCCUUCCUAAUGGAUCGAGCCCUGAUCGUAGUCGAGAGCAAGAGGAAGUGUACGGCGGGCGAAGCGAUAUGCGGCCAACCGUUGGAUUCAUUUGAGGUUUUGGAAAAAUACGCGCCGCACAACAGCUUUGACCAUAAUGGAUACCUGAAAGCAGAAGCAUGGAACGCCGAAGAUCAGCUACGAGGCGCAGAUGUGAAGAAAAAGCCAGUCAAAGAUUCAGAGGGUCUCUUCAAGAUACCUUCGGCCAGUCCGCCUAUUUCUCCUAGGUUCAAGUCCCCCUCUCCUGGCUUGAAGCAAUCUUCGGAUCCUUCGAAAAUGCAAGUAUUCCAGCCCAUUACUAAGCCACCAAUUCAACCGCAGCAACCCACAUCAACGCCGGGAAGCAUCUUCGGGGCAUUUGCCGGGAACGAGGCUCAAAUUACUAAGCCCAGCACUUUCUCUUUGCCUGCAUUGGAAAAACCUGCCCAAGAACUACCGCAGAAGCCAACAACAAAGUCAAUUUUUGGAGGGGCAGCUACACAGUUGACAGGCUCCACGACACAGGGAUCGUCAACCUCAGUAUUCGGCGCUUUCAAAACUGCUGCUUUCACAAAAUCGGAAAGUUCGCAGUCAAUGCCAUUAUUUGGAAAUGCACAAACCCAACCUCCUCUGGCAACCAGCGAUACCAUUUUCAAACAUUUCCAGAUGACAGCGCCGAAUCUAAGUAUUUUCGAGAAAGGGGCGGAACCAACUAAACAGAAAACUGACGCCGAAACGGAGCAGAAACGACGGGAAGCUGCUGAUGAAGAGCUUCGCAAGAAGAGAGCUGAAGAAGAGCGUGAAAAACAGCGAAAACAGGAGGAAUUGCGACGAAUCGAAGAGGAGCGACGGCGAGAAGAUGAGAAAAGGAAGCGUCAGCAAAAGUUGAAGGAGAUCGCGGAAAACAGUAACACGAUUCUAUCAGAGAUUUUGGAAAAUGAGAUCCUGGCCAGCAUCAAAGAAAUUGCUAAUUCUGAACUGAAAAAACACCAGAAUUUGCUCCGCAACUCUGAACGAAUUUCAUCCGAAAUUAUGGAGGAAUGUAUUCGCGAACUCGUGGAAGAUCUUGCCAGCAAAGAACUUGAAAUUGUCGCCGCAAAUCGAAGUCUUUUGCGGAAAUAUUUCACCUUGUGGAACACAAAUGUCCGACGCGCUAUUGAACAUAGAAAGCUCAUGGAAUCUACCCCUAUUUGGAUCGCCGAGCAAACCGUAACCGAAGCUCUUCCGCAACAAUCACAGACUCUGGAAUUGAAGGAACGAUACCUCCUAGGUGUGCCGGGGCAAUUUCAUCUGAGGAGUCCCGACGAAAAGCCCAUCGAUGUUUUCCGCAUUUUCUUGAAGGAAUUCAGUUCCAAAAGGCCGCUCCUAAGCCCUGGACAUCUAGUAAAAUCUCGACGUUACUUCAAGUUUGUAAUUUCUUUGCCACGAGAGGACGACGAGCUCAGAGGAUUCAACUCGUAUAUGAAUAGUUGGCUAGAAAAAAGAAUUCGUCGUGCUGAUGCUGAUAAUUCAGAGGAGUUUCUGAGUGGAAACCAGCAGGGAAUCUCGAUCUGCAUUCGGAAAGUAGAAGGAAUUAUGCCUACAAAUGAAAAACGACAAAAGGUAUCAGAUGAAUGUGACAAUGCUCACGGUUUGAUUUUCGUAAUGUCUUCAACAAACCUGUUGAGUUCCCGUAAAAGACUGCACCACCUCCUCAAACUUUCAAAAAUACACGCAAAAAUUCCGGUCGCCGUAAUCAUUUACAACGCGACCGCUGACGAAGAGUAUAUCGAGGAAGAACUGCACAUUCAAAAACUCAUCGACGACGAAAAAGUUUCGUAUUACAGCCUAUUCCCGAGCACAGUGUUCAAAAACAAGAACAAUCUUCGGGAAGCGUUCGAGGAGACCUUCAAAUUCCUUGCGCACUAUACGGAACAAAAUUAUGGCCUCGAAAUGCAAAACUUGUGUUCAUUUCUACGUACAUCGCUCGGUGAUGAGUUCUGGAAACGACUACAAGAUACAUCGCGGAUAAAUCCAUCUUUCCGGAAAAUAUGCACUCAACCUGAUAAAAUCGCAUCUCUCUACAAUGAAGCCAUUGACUUGCUUAUCCAAAUGCUAGAAGAAGACUAUGAAGACCUUCCAGAAUUCCCUCGAGAACUGCGAAAGUUCGCACCGCGGCAACUUUUGGAUAUUCCAUUAGAUAUUGAGCACUUCCCAGUUGAUUGGAAGGACAAUACGCGCAAUUCUAAAAUACAGAACUUUCUAAAGGAAAUAAAACUUAAAUCAAUUCCUGAACUCGCCCAAGAUCUACCGAAUAUCGAGCGAUCAUUGCUGGACUACGCGUCAAAAUGCAUCGCUUCUGAAUCAUACGCGAAACGUGCAGGUUACACCGCCAUCAAACACCUUUUAGAAAGCAUCAACGGACUCGAAUUCCAACACUUGGAACUACCGGAUCGACUCAACGCAAUCUCAUGGUUGCCAAUGAUGCAAUCAGUCGCCCUCGAACUACUUACCUGCUCAUGGCAUUCGAAAAACUCAACACUUCCUAAAGAAAUCAUCUACAACAAGUUGGCUUUCCGGGAGUAUACAUCGGUCCCAUGGUGGUUUGACAAUGUCACACUAAAGUCGAUAAAAAUGGAGAAGAACAAUCUCAGCGAGACUGAAGAAGACGAAAAUUCGUGCAGCCCUCCGGCAGCUAAGAGGUCGAAAACCGAUACAGCGUCUUUCGAUAUUGACGCCCUUCUGGAGAAAAGUACGGCGCUCCUGGAGAAAGCUGAUCGGAAUAUAGCGAAGUAUAAGACAAUUACUACGAAAAGUCGCGAGAUCUCGAGAACGCUCGAUGAGAAGUUCUACAAACAAGAAUUGUUCAACAGGAAGCUGAAGCGAUACCUUCAAAGUCACUUUUGAAUGAAUUGGCGACAUUCGAUUACUCGAUUUUAGGCAAAGUAUUUUAAUCUAUUUCCGCUAUCUUCAGGAUAAGCAUUUCAAUUUUAAGAUAUUUUUUAUAUUAAUGUAAUUCGACUAUUUAUACUGAGUUGGUAUGAAAAGUUUUCAUAAAUUUCCUGUUUUGUUAAUAAAGUUGUUGAUGUGAA